AUGCCUCCGGGCUUACUGACAGAGACCGGCAUCUUCCAGCGAACCAAAGCCGUCUACCACCGCAUCAGGGGGACGUGGAACAAGAUCCCAGCUGCGCUUCGAUCCGGUCAACGAGUUUGGAUUCUGGUAUCCGGCGAUCUCUACAGCCUGCCCCUCUGGAGAUCGCCCCUCUGCGAAUUCAGAAAGGAGUCGACCAGAGUCAAGCGCCCAAGCUUUACGAAUCGUAUCCUAGUGCCUGGAUCCCCGCAGAUCAGCAACUGCAGAUGGGCCAGCGAGCUGGCCAAGCAAAGACAAACUUACACGGCCCCAGGCCACAGCCGCAAAGCGACCGCAGAGUCAGCGGACCCCACGCCAUUCGAAUGGUUUCCGAAUCACCUCCAAGUAACAAUAUCGCUACCACGCAGCCCGGACAAGCUGAGGUUUGAAGAUAUAGACCACCCCGGGGUGCAGCGGGCAGCACAGACAGGUAGCAUUUUCAAGACUGCGGCUGAUGAGAUUCGCAAGCAUGUGUCGAGGGAGUCGAUCAUCAGCAACCCUGCCAUAAACCUCGUACUCUUACCAAGAUACAUCAUCACGCGUAGCCAGGUUAUGGAUCUAGAGAAGGGCAACGCAAAGAUCUUUGAGGUCCUUCUCAAUGAGAAGGAAGAUGAGGAGCUCUCUAAGCCGAGGGAUGGAUUGCAGUACAAGUAUAACAGUGGUAUCAUCGUUGAGGACCUGGAUGAGGCAAAACGAAUUAGUACGCUAUCUAGCUGUUGGAGCUCCUGGAGCAGCCGGUCGGGGGCGGCCUCCAGGUCUGCUCAGUUGGAGUGA
Molecule: messenger RNA, 810 nt
Organism: Colletotrichum spaethianum
Lineage: Eukaryota; Fungi; Ascomycota; Sordariomycetes; Glomerellales; Glomerellaceae
Exons: 3
Coding region: 1-810 (269 amino acids)
Source: RefSeq, a predicted model, not a curated record